Messenger RNA from Sinocyclocheilus anshuiensis, 985 nucleotides. RefSeq names its product heterogeneous nuclear ribonucleoprotein A0-like. The record is from RefSeq and is a predicted model, not a curated record. Lineage: Eukaryota; Metazoa; Chordata; Actinopteri; Cypriniformes; Cyprinidae. Bases 73 to 975 code for a protein of 300 amino acids. Gene Ontology annotation, biological process: mRNA splicing, via spliceosome. The transcript has a single exon. Gene Ontology annotation, cellular component: catalytic step 2 spliceosome. Gene Ontology annotation, molecular function: mRNA 3'-UTR binding.
UGACGACAGUCGUUUAAAAAAAAAAGGCCUUUUCUUAACAGUUGACUCGUUACAGCGGUCUAGCAGCACGAUAUGUCAGGAAUGGAGCAGCUUUGCAAACUUUUCGUUGGCGGCCUGAACGUCCAAACAACUAACGAUGGCCUCCGCGCUCAUUUUGAACAGUACGGGUCACUAACCGACUGCGUGGUUGUCCAAAACGAUCAACUUCAGCGGUCUCGUUGUUUCGGCUUCGUAACCUACUCCUCCGCAGAGGAGGCUGAUGCAGCAAUGGCCGCCAGGCCACAUGUGGUAGACGGUAAAACCGUAGAGCUAAAGAGAGCCGUGGCUCGGGAAGACGCCGGGAAGCCCGAAGCUCUCGCCAAAGUCAAGAAGAUAUUCAUCGGGGGCCUAAAAGAAGACAUCGAGGAGCACACCCUCACCGAGUAUUUCUCUCAGUUCGGUAUGAUCGAGAAAUCCGAAGUUAUCACCGACAAAGACACCGGUAAGAAGCGUGGGUUCGGCUUUGUCCACUUCGAAGAUAACGACUCGGCCGACAAAGCCGUCGUGCUCAAGUUCCACAUGAUCAACGGGCACAAAGUGGAGGUGAAAAAAGCGCUCACGAAACAAGAGAUGCAGGCCGCCGGUGGAGUUCGGGGCGGCAGGGGGAGAGGAGGAGGAGGAAGAGGUAUGGGCCGUAAUCAAAAUGGCUUCGGUGGCGGGAGAGGAGGCUACGGAGGUGGCUAUGGCGGAGGCUACGGCGGCAGUGAUGGCGGCUACGGCGGCGGCUAUGGAGGAGGAUACGGAGGAGGCUACGGCGAACAGAUGGGAGGCUAUGGCGGUGGUAACGGUUACAGUGACUUUGGCAGCGGAUACGGCCAGCAGUCCUCCGGCUACGGGCCCAUGAAGGGUGGAAACACGUACGCCGGCAGAGGGGGAGCCCCUUACACCCGUGGCGGCGGGCCUGGUUACGGCAGGGGUGGCUACGGAGGCUACUAAAGCGGGUUGG